CAGUGUUUGUUAUAUAAAUUUUACUGUGGUAGUAGGUACUUCUAAUAUAUAUUAUAUUACAAUUACAAUUUAACAAGAAUAGCCAAAAUAUGUAAGAUUAUGAGUAAUCUACGAGCUUUGGUUCUACAAAGUUUUAAAAAAUUGCAUCGCACCAGGAUGAAAAUAUUUGAAGGAGAUUUAAGAGCAUUGACUGCUGCUAGAAUUAAAAUUAACCAAGAAUACAAAAAUAACAAGAAUGUUCAAGAUGAACAAUCGAUUAAAUCUAUGAUUAAAUUUGGAGAAGAUGUUGAGACAGAGUUAAGAACACAAGUAAUUCAAGCACGGGAAGUUAAACCUGGUGUAUUUGAAGCAAAAAUAACAAAAGAAACCCUGAAGUUAGAAAAUAUUCCGUAUGAUGACAAAGCCGUAUCGGAUAACCCAAAUGGUCCUAGACCAUGUUGUCAAGAUCAAGCACGAAAUAAAUAAUGAAUAUCUUAUUUAUUAUCAUUUAUAUUAGAUUUAAGCGAGCAUGUUUUGUUUUGUAUAGUGAUAUUUAAAUGUAAUAGUUAUAGCCUUGUAAAUGUAAAAGUUCUU
Messenger RNA from Parnassius mnemosyne (clouded apollo), 573 nucleotides. The record is from the annotation of a GenBank genome assembly. NCBI's taxonomy places the organism in Eukaryota, Metazoa, Arthropoda, Insecta, Lepidoptera, Papilionidae.